CGAGCCGAACUGUGCAAGUUCUAUUUUCGUACGGUGUCGAGGACCGAUACGCGCAUGACCGGCAGCUAUCUGUAUUAUUCUGUGAACUGGGUUCAGUCCGCACGCCGCACCACCAAGCGCGGCCGCGCGCGCCGCGUACCGACAACAAAAUCAUAACAAACGCGACGCAUCGAACGAACGUGACGAAAAAUUCUAGUGUGAUACGUUCAACCAGUGAUACGUUCUUAUUUUGAAUUGUUUAAAAAAAAUCCAGAAUGCGGCGUAACGUCAAAAUCCUGUUCCUAAUAGGAGCUGUGUGGAUGUUUUUCCUAUUUUACUACAUGCAGCCUGAUUCAACACAGUCUAAGGAAGAAAACAUAGCCCUCCGCCUUAUAAAGCAGCACUCAGACAUCGAGGAACCAGAAAGCAGUCCAGCAUCUCCUGAAGAGGUCUUCACAGGGCACACUGGUACCACGGGCCGGGCGUACUUCGACGAGGCUGGUUACGUAGCCGGAGGGUCUAAGGACUCAGACCCUUAUGUGAGGAACAGGUUCAACCAGGCCGCUUCGGAUAACCUGCCCAGUAAUCGACCUGUACCUGAUACGAGGAACGCUAUGUGUCGGCUAAAGAAAUACGAUGAUGACCUGCCACAAACGAGUAUCAUCAUCACAUUCCACAACGAGGCCAGGUCCACACUACUUCGAACCAUCGUCAGCGUUCUAAAUAGAAGUCCAGAGCACCUGAUCAAAGAAAUUAUUCUAGUCGACGACUACAGUGAUAACCCUGACGACGGCGCAGCGCUCCGAGCUAUACGCAAAGUGAAGGUGAUCCGCAACUCCAAGCGCGAGGGUCUGAUGAGAUCCCGAGUGAGGGGCGCUGAUGCUGCAGUGGCACCAGUCCUGACCUUCUUGGACUCUCAUGUGGAAUGCAACACGCACUGGCUUGAACCGCUGCUGCAGAGGGUUAAGGAGGACCCAACACGAGUAGUCUGCCCCGUCAUAGACGUGAUCAGCAUGGACACAUUCCAGUACAUUGGUGCGUCAGCUGACCUGCGAGGAGGCUUUGAUUGGAACCUGGUGUUCAAGUGGGAGUACCUAGCUCACGCCGAGCGCAGUGCGCGCCUCAGUGACCCCACGCAAGUGAUCCGCACGCCAAUGAUAGCUGGGGGUCUAUUCAGUAUGGAUCGCAAGUACUUCAGCAAGCUCGGCAAAUACGACAUGAAAAUGGACGUCUGGGGCGGGGAGAACUUAGAAAUUUCAUUCAGAGUAUGGCAGUGCGGUGGUUCUUUGGAAAUAGUUCCCUGCUCUCGAGUGGGCCACGUGUUUAGGAAACGUCACCCCUACACGUUCCCUGGUGGUUCUGGAGCCGUGUUCGCGAGGAACACAAGAAGGGCUGCUGAAGUCUGGAUGGAUGAUUACAAGGAGCUGUACUAUCGAUCCCAGCCGUUGGCCAAGCAAGUUGAUUUUGGAGACAUAUCAGAACGUGUGGCUCUUCGUCAAAAGCUGCAUUGCAAGCCAUUCCGCUGGUACCUGGAGCAUGUGUACCCUGAACUGCAAGUGCCUGCUCUCACUGAAGCCUCGCAUGUUAUCAAGCAAGGUGUUAGGUGUUUAGAUACCAUGGGACAUCUUGUUGAUGGCACAUUAGGUAUGUACCCGUGCCACUACACGGGAGGCAACCAAGAGUGGCGUUUCGACAACGGAUUGAUCCGUCACCAUCGCCUCUGCGUGUCCCUCUCAUCAGAAGAUCGCGUGACCGCAGUCCUGGCCGCCUGCGAUCCCGCAGACGUUGCCCAGAUCUGGCGACGACAAGGGCUCUUGAUCAGACAUGCCAAGCUCGACGCAUGUCUCGAUACAGAACGGCCGGCCCUAUACAUCGAACAGUGUGAUGAAGAGAAACCAAGCCAGCAGUUCACUUUUUAAGGUGCCUCCUCAAUGCCAGAAAGAAUGCUUGAGAUACAAACUAGCAUGAACUUCUCAUUCAGGAAAAUGCGAUGCUUCCAAAAAAAGACAAGUAAACGCUAUCGAAGAAAUUGAUGUUUCUUCUGCAUUUGAAAUGUCCAGUGUUGUACUUGAUAUUUAAAUGAGAUGUUAAAAGAACUAUUAUUUAUUCCCGGUUUCAAAGACCAUUCUGAUAUUUUAACGUCGAUCAUUUUAUGGUAUUUUCUUUAGUUUCCAUUUAUACUAUCGUAUUCUAUGAAUAAAAAUUUGAAGCCGGGAAUAAAUUAGAAGAAGUACGAACAUUAGUAACAACUAAAAUGCCAUCUACAGAAGGGAUAGGUUUGAAGACAAAGUCCUUUAAUGAAUUAAGGAUAGUGAUCUUAAGAUUAUCAGGGAUAUAGUCACAAAUAAGACUUGUAACACUUCGCUUUACAUCACGUAUUAGCUUUGGUACUUACUUCGGCAGUACCUUUAGUAUUAAGGCACCAUAUUCUUCCUCUCACAAGUAGAAGGUGCCAAAAUAAUUUACCAUUUGUAAAUAUUGUUUUAGGGCUCACGUUUUUAACAUUCCAUUUUGUUGUAUAUUUUAAAGACAAUUUAUCUUUUACUUCACUUUUUACGUUGUUUAUAUUGUAAUAUUUCUCAAUUUUGUUUCAUAAACGUCAGCAUUUUCGUAUUUGUAAAUUGUGUAUCUGUUUAGGUUUCUCAUGUAUAUUCAUUAAUAUUAAUAAUGUUAUAUUCAGUAACUAAUUCUUUAGUAUAAUGUAGUUACCAUUACUAUAGUUAAUUCACUAUAAGUGCCGGGAAUGUGGAAUGUGGAUAUAUUUGUAAAUUUAGGGUAAUUCAGAUCGUUUUGAGUGGUGUUGGAACUUGCACCGUUAGGUAGCAAUUAAUAUCGAUCAAGAAGCCUUUAAAUGAGUCUCAUAAUAAUUAUUGAUUUCUUAAUUUUCGAGAACAAAAAGUGCUCAAUUAUUUUCUAUCAAUAUUUCGUUACUUGAUACAGUUUUUAUGAAAUAACUUUGAUCUAAUAAUUUCUUUCAAUCAGCCACGAAAUUAAUGACUGCAAUUUAUCGUAAUUUUAAUCAUGUAUUUAUAGGGUCUAAGCAAUCUCUUUGUUCUAUGUUUCAUUAAAAAAUCAUUGUGUUAUCAUUUCAUUUUGAACAUCACAAUAUUAUUUAAUAAGAACAUUUGGGUAUGUUCUCGCCUUACAGUACAAGCUACGAUCACAAUUGUUAAUUUAAAUUUUUUAUUGUAAGUUUUCUAUUUUAUGUAAAUUGAUUUUAAGAUGCUCAAUCAAUCAUAAAAAUAUUUAAUAAAAAAUCGUUGCUUUUACAGAUAUUAUUUUCCAAAAUCAUUGAAUAGAGAUUUGAAAAAAUCUUAAAAUUUUAAUGGCCUAAAUAUUUUCACCCAUAAUCUCAUCUGUAAAGUAAGUUAAUUUUUUAAUACUCGUUAUAUUAAGUUAGAUAUUUUAUUUACAUUUGUUAUAGUUAAUUUCUCGAAGAAGUAUUAAUUUAUUGUAAAUACUUACGUACUUUUUGUAUUUUUCUAUCUGUUCUUUUGAUAUUGUAUAACGAUAUCGGUGUAUGGUCAACCAAAGUAUCAAGAAUGAGUGAAUGCUAUGUCGAAUGGUUACCAGCUGUUUAUAAGACUCAUCAUCGAUAGAACAUCAGAAAAACUGCCAUGAUAUUAUAUAAAUGGGCAUUGAUAAACAAUACAGUAUCCACUAAAGGACGAAAGCCACUGUAUUGCAUAUUAACGUCCAUAUAAAUAUGAGUGACUUCCACUUUAAAUAUUCCAAAUACAGUAAUUAUAAUUACAUAAUGUGUGCUCAAUAUUAAUCAAAACUGAAAACAUAAACGAAUUUUGUAGAAAAAAGACAAUAUCAUAGUUACUAUAAAAUUACAAAAAAAGAACUAUAACAUCGUCUAUGUACACAAAUAUACAUAUUUGACGUGUCUACGAACACGUUUAUCAAUCUCGAAUCUUGGUUAGUGUAGUAUUUUGACUCGAAACUUGAUCAAAAACGUAAAUUUCACACUAUCAUUGGUAGCUAUUAAGUUUAAACUGCUUUUCCUCCCGAUAAUUUCCAUCACCUCUACGUGAUAGUAACCUUUGCGUGUGUCUAUCACCAUUGUGUGGAGAAAAAAUAUUUCCUAUGUUUCUCUGAACACUUUUGCUUCAAUAAAUUGUUCAAUAUUUUAAAACUACUUUUAAGAAAAGGGCUGCUUUCACUAGCUAUAUUCAAUGUAGACAACUUAGUAAAAAAUAAUUGCACGUUAACAAUAAAUCGCGUCUAUUACAAAAUACGAACAUUCCUAAGUAAUACUAACAUAGUUCAAACACGAUUUAUGUAAAUAAGUAAAUAUUGAUAUAGCAUACUUUGUACUUAUGACAAAAAAUAUGACUUAUAAUAACUAUAGAAUCAAAAAUAUUCGAUUUAUAUACUACAUCAAGUGCACGAUAGCACCUAGAGCACAAUAAGUAGAAGUUAAAUACAAAAGUUCUAAACUUUAUUGAAAUUAUUAUUUUUGUUAAGCGGCAAAUUGACUGCCCUAGUCAGACUUUGUUGAGACGAUUUUUUGUUCACUAACAAACAAAUGCGUGAUUUUAUU
This is a messenger RNA of Helicoverpa armigera (cotton bollworm), 4528 nucleotides long. RefSeq names its product polypeptide N-acetylgalactosaminyltransferase 2. Gene Ontology annotation, molecular function: polypeptide N-acetylgalactosaminyltransferase activity. The transcript is spliced from 10 exons. Gene Ontology annotation, biological process: protein O-linked glycosylation. Gene Ontology annotation, cellular component: Golgi apparatus. Bases 255 to 1898 code for a protein of 547 amino acids. NCBI's taxonomy places the organism in Eukaryota, Metazoa, Arthropoda, Insecta, Lepidoptera, Noctuidae. The record is from RefSeq and is a predicted model, not a curated record.